AUUCUAUUUUACCCUACCCUCUCAUUCAGAAUUACAUUCACGAAACAUAUUAGGGUUUUGUUUUAGAGACCAAACUUAUAGGGAUGGUUUUUCUUGUUACCCAAAUCCAAACCACCCCCUGGUUCAAUCUCAAACCUUUACACGGUCACAAGCUCCUUCUGCGGAGAGUCACCAAGAUUUCGAUGUCGACAAUUCAGGGUAAUUCUAAAAGACCCAUUUGCCCGUCUUGUUCCAAACCCACACGAACGUGUCUCUGCUCUCGAAUCCUCACACCGUGUCUCCAAAAUUCCGUCCACGUAACCAUUCUGCAGCACGCUCUUGAGCGUAAGCACCCCCUCAAUUCUACCAGAAUCGCUAGAUUGGGCCUCAAGAAUCUCACCGUUGCAACUGUUUCUGAUGUUAAUUUCCACGCCCGGUUCCAGAUUCGCUUGUUGGAUCCGAAUUGCCAAACGGGUCGUGCUGGAAACGUCAUGAAUGUACUCCUUUCUCGUCCGUAUGGCGAAUUUGGAGACACCCAGAAACUGUUUUCUGAGAAAAGCUCUAACUUGAGCGAUGUUGAUGAUGCCGAAAAAUGUGGUUUGAGAAGUGAUCUUGGAUGUUUUCUGGAUUCUCCCACUCAUUUUGAAGUUGGGACUCAAGUGAGUUCCACUGAUGGUGCACUGGUGAAUGAUGAAGUUGAGAAAAAUGCUGUCUCUCCAAAUUUUGGUUUAACUAGAGGUGUGCAUGAACAUAAUGGUAGUCUUGCUAUUAAUGUUGCCAUUGGCAAAUAUGGUGCCAUUAGCUCUCUGUCUCAUAUUUGGAUAGCACAAGCACAAGCACAAUGUGAAUCCCCCAAGUUAAGCUUUGACAAUAUUUUGGCUUAUCCCGAAGCUUCUGAAGCACUCUCAGAAGGGUUUUUGGUGAAGAAGUUUCAAAGAAAGCCACCGAACAGGGAUGCAGACUUGGAAGAAGAAUGUGAAGAAUUUGAGCUGGAGGUUCGUCCUGGAUCAGUGCUACUAUUUCCCUCUGAUAAGGCUGUGAAUAUUAGUGACCUAGAUGCUAUUGGUUUUGAGGUGAAGAACUUGAUUGUUUUGGAUGGAACAUGGGCCAAGGCGAAAAGGAUUUACAGUGAAAAUCCUUGGUUGAAUGUUUUGCCCCAUGUGAAGUUGGAAGUAAAUGAGGCGAGCUUAUAUAGUGAUGUGAGACAUCAGCCUAAAGCUGGUUACUUGUCUACCAUUGAGAGUAUUGUAUUUGCCUUGAAGGCAGUUGGGGAGAAUCAAGAGGGUUUGGAUGGUCUCUUGGAUACUUUUGAGUCCAUGGUUGGAGACCAGAGACGCUGUAAAGAAGAGAGACUGAGCAAACACUUCUCCAGUUGAGGUCCUUUCUUCUUUAGAUUGAUCACCUUGAAAAGAUGCUUAAACCCAACACAGAAACUAUUUAAAAUAAAUUGUGAACCAAGAACUUUGUCAGAGUUUUUUUGCCUCAUUAUCCACAUCCACCAUGCAAAACCGCGCAAGAGUCCGGCAAGAUUAUCUGUAUAUGAUAUGCAUGGAUAAUUCAUUCUCCGAUGAGUCUAUUGAAAGUCUACAGAUUAUUGCUGUGCCCCCAUAUGCUGAACAAGGACAGGAGCAGUCUGAGUAAAGCAAUCGGUUUACUGAUUGGAACUGGACUGUGUUUUUGUAUCGAUGUUUUAGUAGCCGAACGCUCUUUUAAAGAUUGGACAAUGCACUGAAUGGACCUUCAGAAUCAAGAUAAUUUUGCAGUUUUUAAUGUUACUUCUGCUACAUCUACAUGACCUGAUCUAUAUGUUUACACUGGAUAAAUGAAGACAUUAUGCGCACUGCUCAGUGCCGUUCUCGAGCCAAUAGAGGACAGCCUGUUCCCCUACAGCUUUUGAACAUAAUCAUGUCUGCUCAUGCUAACUGGUGUGGACAUCAAACCAAGAGACAUUGCGAGGAUGGAGCUGGUUUGUUAUUAAUUAUACAAAAAACAGCAGAAACAAGGCCGAGCAAUCCAACGACUUAAUGGUGAUAUUGUAAAAUGGAGUUAAUUGUACACAAACAACAUGGAG
Molecule: messenger RNA, 2050 nt
Organism: Vigna unguiculata (cowpea)
Lineage: Eukaryota; Viridiplantae; Streptophyta; Magnoliopsida; Fabales; Fabaceae
Product: DTW domain-containing protein
Source: RefSeq, a predicted model, not a curated record